Molecule: messenger RNA, 2901 nt
Organism: Nicotiana attenuata
Lineage: Eukaryota; Viridiplantae; Streptophyta; Magnoliopsida; Solanales; Solanaceae
Exons: 7
Coding region: 61-2688 (875 amino acids)
Biological process (GO): positive regulation of transcription by RNA polymerase II
Cellular component (GO): Ino80 complex; NSL complex; MLL1 complex
Molecular function (GO): G-quadruplex RNA binding; protein binding
Source: RefSeq, a predicted model, not a curated record
GAAAGCGGCGCGGCGAGGAAAGGAACAGAAAGAGGGAGUUUUUGCAAAGUUGCAGCAGGCAUGGGAGCUCUGGCUCCACUUUCUCAUUGGAUUCCUGAAGAUGACCUUUUGCUUAAAAACUCCAUUGAGGCUGGUGCUUCUUUGGAAUCACUUGCAAAAGGUGCAGUUCAAUUUUCCCGGAGAUUUACGGUUCAAGAAUUGCAAGAUCGAUGGCAUGCUCUCCUUUAUGAUACAGUUGUUUCCGCUGAAGCAUCAGCACUCAUGAUUGAGUUUGACCACUCUGCAUCGACACCGAAAUGUAAUAGGUUUGAGAAUUCCAAGGAAAGUAAAAAAUCUGUUCUAAUGAAGAGAAAAAGUGAGAGUAUCCGCUCAUGUUAUUAUGCUAUGCGUAAGAGAAUCCAGAAUGACCCAUUUGACUCGAUGGAUAUGAAUUUUCUUGGUGGAGCUGGUAACAAUGACCAGCCUCAGUCUGUGGAUUGUGUAUUUAUAGAUUCAAUAAGAGAUACCUUUGGUAAUCAACAAUUAAAUGUUGACGUCAUAUGCAAUGGCAUUCUGGAACAUGGGCUUGAUGAUUCUGCCUGUGCUAGUGAUGGUGUUACUGCUUCUCCUUGUUUUCCGAUUGGACUCCGCAAUCAUAAUGGAGACAUUCCUCUUAGAAGCUUUAAUGCUCCUGAGGACUUCCAUAAUUCUGGUGAAGAAAGUGUUGCCCUUACUGAGAAUCAAAGCACUGUUGGAGAAUUGGGCCAAUUGAAAGAAUUGCGUGUUUGUGGAUUAUUUGAAGCUGAGGCUUUAGAACCUAAUUUGCCAUCUAUGACAGGUCAAUAUGGUGAUAAUUUGAUAAACUCUUCUGGAUUUGAAAGCCAGGUCUUUAACUCACCAGUUCCACAUUGUGGUUUGUCAUUUGACAACCUUGGUUAUUCACCUACUCCACCUGAAAUGCCAGAUUGGAGUACAAUUGGAGAUAUUUCUAUCCCAGCUCUGCCUGAUUUCGAGGAAGGACUGAAUGUACAGAAUACUUUUGCAGUUGCUAUUGAUGGCAGUACGAAUAAAACAGAUGCAUCAGGAUAUGGUGUUGUAAGUUCAAAGUCCAACUUGAGAGACGAUAUGUCAUGUGAUGAACUGACAAAUUCAGCACCUAGUACUGAUGACUACUUAGCAGAGUUGUCAAAAUCUUUGCUUAACUUUUCAGAUGAGGAAGAUCUAUUUGGUCCUGAUGGAAAUGAAACGAUCGAUAAGUCUUAUUUUGAUGGCUUGAGCUCACUUCUCUUGGAUUGUCCUGAUGGUGGAGGUGACAUGCCUGAUAAAGGUGUAUCGGAGGCUUCAAAUGCUCCAGACGAACGGCUUACUAUUCUUGAUGAUGCUUGUCCCAGAGAAUUCAGUGACAAAUGUGUGUACCAAUAUGGUGAUAAGCCUCUAGCUUCCAGUUCAGAGUUUCAAAUGCUAUCCUCCGCAUUAACUGUCAAUCCGGCUUUUCCUGAAAUGCGUGGUGGAGUUAUUUGUUGCACAUUAAGCUCUGAGGACCCAGAAGUUCCUAGCAAUGAUGAUGUUUUUCUUCCUGUUCGGAUGCCGUCAACAUCAUUUCCGUCUAUGGCACAUUGGAAAUAUGAUGAGACUUAUCAUCCAUUAUCCUCGUCUGUCAAAGAUUUGUCGAUUAAUCAAAGGACCAAUGAUGGACGAGCUGUCUUGAUGAAAAAUAACCAAAAUAGUCAUUCGGAAUACAGUACUUAUCAGAUGAUUGAGCCGCCGUCAAAAUCGGAAAUGUUCAAUAGUGAUCACAAAAUUAAGCAUGAGUUGCCCAACAAUAAUAACCAACAUGUUCUACGGAGGAAUCUGAACACUUCUGAUAGUCCAAGGCCAGUCAUUUCAGGAAAAUUUAGUGCAGUAAAUGCCUGUCAAGGAGCUAUUAAAGAAAAUAUGGCAAAGGAUGAACAUGGAAAAAGUCUCAGUUGGAAUUAUGCUGAUGCCUCCCAGUGCUUGGAGAAGAAAGCUAUUUGCACCAAGGAACACAGCAUGACCACCAUCCUUCAAAAGAAUGAACCUAUACUUGCUGAAACUGUCCUCGUGAAAACAACAAUCCCUGAAGCAAGUCCAAACAAUUUUUCAUCAGAUUCGGAAGAGUUUCUUUAUGAGAGUGAUGAGGACAUACCCUACUUUUCUGAUGUUGAAGCUCUGAUCCUUGAUAUGGAUUUGAGCCCAAAUGACCAGGAUAUAUAUUCUAGUAAGGGAGUCAAAUCGUAUCAGGUUGAAGAUCCUAGAACGAUCAUCAGGCUGGAGCAGGCUGAUCAUGCUUGUGAACGGAGAGAUAUUGCUGCACAUGGAGCAUUUGCUGUCUUAGCUGGCCAUCGCUCAAAGCAUUUUAUUAGAAAACCGGCGGUGCUACUGGGAAGAGCAUCUGCAGAUGUUAAAGUUGACAUCGACUUGGGCAGAGAAAGUCGCCAUAAUAAAAUUUCUAGACGACAGGCAAUUAUAAAGAUGGACAUGGGUGGACUAUUCCAUUUGCGGAACGUUGGAAAAUAUUCAAUUCAUGUGAACGGCAAAGAAGUACAUCCUAAACAGAGUCUAACCCUCACUUCUGGUUCCUUCAUUGAGGUAAGGGAUCUUACAUUUUCAUUUGAGAUUAAUCAAAGUGAAGUAAAGCGGUAUAUAGACAUCCUGAAGGAAAGCCAAAGUCAGGAUAUCAGAGCUUGAACAAUUCUCGAUGAGUCCAAGGAAGUGCUGUCUUUUAUCGUUGCACUUUCUGGAUAAUUUGUAACAUAUGCGUUCUGCUCUGUUUUCUUCCAUUUUAUUUUUCCAGUCCAACCCCCGAAUUGUAAAGAUGAUCGUCUAUUCACCGUAUGGAUGUCUGAGAAUUUUGAGAGUUUCCAAUAUUUAUAUGAUACGAGUGAAUGCAGUUUUACUCGA